AGAAUAUCUUAUCGUCUCGUCCCCGCGUGCCAAGCCGCAGACCCAGAACCUCUUCUCCAUUCCAAAACCCCACGCCCCUGCCACUCACAGGAGAUGGCCGGCGGUGGUAUCCUCCUCCGUACCCACGGCGGUCUCCCCCUCCUCGCCAGGGCUUCCCCCUGUCUACUCCGUCUCCGCGUUCCAGCCAACGGCCGCCGCGCCGCUUCUUCCAUUUCCGCCGCCAAGGUCGACAUCGCCGACGUCGUCAGCCAGCUCAAGUCGGGAAGCGCCCGCAGUACGGCCGACCCAACUAGACGACGAAGGAUCCCAGAGGAUGGACUCGCGUCCCCUAGGGUGGUCACGAGCAGGAGAAUGGGUGUCGACGAGGAGGAAGGGGAAGCUCUGGAAUUGGAUGCGGAGAAGAGUGGUAGCGAGGCGGGAGGUGUGGAUGGCUCAUACCUCAGCGAGACACGGUUUGAUCAAUCUGCUAUUUCUCCAUUAUCACUGAAAGGUGUCAAAGAUGCUGGAUAUGGAAGGAUGACCCAGGUGCAGGCAGCAACUCUGCCAGUAAUUCUUCAAGGCAAAGAUGUUCUUGCAAAAGCAAAGACAGGGACAGGAAAAACCGUUGCCUUUUUGCUGCCAGCCAUUGAAGUUCUCUCCAAAUUACCCAGUUCUCAGCGGAGUCAGUUGCGGUCAUCUAUAAAUUUGCUUGUGAUGUGCCCUACUAGAGAGCUCGCAAACCAAGUGGCGGUUGAGGCUAAAAAGCUUCUCAAGUAUCACCGCUCAUUGGGUGUUCAGGUUGUAAUUGGUGGCACGCGAAUAACUCAAGAGCAACGAAACAUGCAAGCUAACCCAUGUCAGAUUCUUGUUGCUACACCUGGAAGGCUGAAGGAUCAUCUUGAGAACACACCUGGUUUUUCAACCCGUCUUAAAGGCGUGAAGGUUCUUGUUCUUGAUGAAGCUGACCGCCUACUGGAUAUGGGAUUCAGAAGAGACAUUGAGAAAAUAAUGGCUGCCACUCCUAGUGACAGACAGACACUGCUGUUUUCUGCUACUGUUCCAGAAGAGGUCCGUCAAAUUUCUCAUGUAGCAAUGAAGAAGGACUACAAGUUCAUUAACACUGUUAAAGAGGGUGAUGAGGAGACACAUUCACAGGUUAGCCAGAUGUAUAUGGUUGCACCACUAGACCUACACUUUUCUAUAUUAUAUGAUGUAUUGAAGAAGCAUGUCGCAGAAGAUGCAGAGUACAAAGUGAUUAUAUUCUGUACUACUGCAAUGGUCACGAAACUUGUUGCCGAAGUUCUCUCCCAGCUGAAACUUAAUAUAAGAGAGAUCCAUUCCAGAAAGUCACAAUCAGCAAGAACGAAGGUCUCCGAUGAAUUCAGAAGGUCAAGGGGUGUGAUAUUAGUUAGUUCUGAUGUAUCUGCUCGUGGUGUUGAUUAUCCUGAUGUCACACUGGUCAUACAGGUUGGGAUUCCUGCUGGUCGAGAACAGUAUAUACAUAGAAUUGGUAGGACAGGACGGAAAGGCAAGGAAGGGCAGGGCCUCUUACUGUUGGCUCCCUGGGAAAGUCAUUUUCUUACUAGCGUUAAAGAUCUGUCAGUAUCAGAGGCUGUGACACCUUCAGUUAAUCCAAGUAUUCAAACAGAAGUGAAAGGUGCACUCAGAAGAGUAGAGAUGAAGACCAAGGAAUCAGCCUAUCAAGCAUGGUUAGGUUACUACAACUCAAACAAGACCAUUGGUGGGAACAAGUCCAGACUUGUUAAUCUUGCUGAAGAAUUCAGCCAGAGCAUGGGACUCGCAGUCCCGCCAGCCAUACCCAAACUCAUUCUUCGGAAGAUGGGUCUUGGCAAAGUUCCUGGCUUUCGAUCUACAUAACCCUGAUGCUCCGAAGUCAAGCAGGACUUGUGUGCUAGAACACACCGCGGGAUCAACCAUAAUGGUCUCGGCCUCAUAAAUUCUACUUCACCCAUACUAUGCCUCAGUGCUGCAGAUACUGAGGAUUUGCAGAUUGAUCUACCGAGGGUGGUCAGAGUUUGGACAAUCAGAACUAUCAGCACUUCCCUCUGAGUUCAGAAGUUCUCAGUUAAAGCAUGACCAAUGUAUUCUUUUUUACGCCGGUCUGCUACCCACAAGAGACGGGUUCAGACAGCCCCAUUGAUUCUUCAGGUGGAGCAACACACCAAACGACUUCUUAACCUUACCGUGAUACUCCAACCCAUUUUGAGAAAAGAUAUGAGUUUUCUCACUGUACUACAGGGAACUAGAUAGCAUAACACACCCAUGUAACUACAGUGUGUAUCGUCUAGUAGUAUCAUUUUCUCUGCCUGUUACAUGCAAUCAGGAGUGUUUUUUUUUGUCAUCGUUAUUAUACUGCUUCGUGCAGGGGCUGCGCAGAGAAGCGGAGCAAUGUGAUAUAUUAUGAACCCGUUAAAUGCAUUGCCAGCAAGACCCAUCCCA
Brachypodium distachyon (stiff brome) is the source of this 2439-nucleotide messenger RNA. RefSeq names its product DEAD-box ATP-dependent RNA helicase 25. The transcript has 10 exons. Gene Ontology annotation, cellular component: chloroplast. Bases 94 to 1857 code for a protein of 587 amino acids. Gene Ontology annotation, molecular function: ATP binding; RNA helicase activity; nucleic acid binding. Lineage: Eukaryota; Viridiplantae; Streptophyta; Magnoliopsida; Poales; Poaceae. The record is from RefSeq and is a predicted model, not a curated record.